AUUUUUCUUUUUUUUUUUUUGAUAAUAAUAAAUUUUAAUCCUAUUAAUAUUUUAUUAAAUUUUUCUAUUAUACUUAUAUUUUUUUUUUUUAAUUUAAUGUAUAAUACGAAUAUAAAAUUUAUAAUUCUAUUAAUAAUUUUAUUUUUUGUUGGAGGAAUAAUAAUUUUUAUUUCCAUGAUUUCUUCCACUAUAAAAUUUAAUAAUAUAACUAAAAUAAAAAAAACUAUUUUAUUAUUUAUAUUUAUAUAUUUUUUCAUAAAUUUAAAUUUUAGAUUUGUUAAUUUUAACUUGAUAAUAAAUUUUUUUAAUAAUUUCAUAGUUCUUUUUUUUUCUAUCAUUUUGAUCUUAUUUAUUUAUAUUUUAAAGUUAUUAUUAUUUAAAAAACAAAAGAAUUUAAAAAUUU
Panonychus citri (citrus red mite) is the source of this 403-nucleotide messenger RNA. NCBI's taxonomy places the organism in Eukaryota, Metazoa, Arthropoda, Arachnida, Trombidiformes, Tetranychidae. The record is from the annotation of a RefSeq genome assembly.